CAGGGGACUUUCACGGCGGCUCGGAGCUGCCGCCCGACUCCGCCAGUUUCACUGAGCUGGUCUUGGCGGAGAUGCCAGAUAAAACACCAGAGGGUAAAGAAACCUUAUCCAGGAAUGAAGAUGGCUACCAUUUGCCUCUUGACGUAUUGCCUCCUGUGAUGAUGGGCACGACUCCCAAGACAACAGGGGAAAACCUGCACAGAGAAGACGGACACUACCGCUACUGUGGAAUCAAGACCAUGGAAUUGUCGGACAGUGACCGUCCUGUUAGCUUCAGCUCCACGUCGUCCUCUGCAUCCUCUAGGGAUAGCCACUGUUCCUUUGGCAGCAGAACAACCUUAGUUUCAAACAGUCAUCUGGGCUUAUUCAACCAGGAUAAGGAAGCAGGGGCUAUAAAACUUGAGCUGAGUCCAGCCCAGCGAUUUUCCAACAAGGAGCUAAGAAAAAAUAACCCCAUAAAAGAACAGGCUUCUGAUGGAAGUAUUGGAAGAAGGCCAAACAUGCCAUGGAAAGCUGAAUCAAAGGAAAGCAGCAAAAAUUGUGUCACGUCCCUGAUCACUGAGCCUACAAGUCCAAAGCUUUUGUAUGUUGAUAGAGUGGUUCAAGAAAUCCUGGAGACUGAGCGGACAUAUGUGCAGGAUUUAAAAAGUAUUGUGAAGGAUUAUCUUGAUUGCAUCACUGACCAAUCCAAGCUCUCUUUGGGGACAGAGGAACGAUCAGCUUUGUUUGGAAACAUAAAAGAUAUCUACCAUUUCAAUAGUGAACUUUUGCAAGAUUUGGAAAACUGUGAAAAUGACCCUGUAGCUAUAGCAGAAUGUUUUGUUUCUAAGAGUGAAGAUUUCCACAUAUACACUCAAUAUUGCACCAAUUAUCCAAGGUCAGUGGCUGUGCUAACAGAAUGCAUGAGGAACAAGUCCCUGGCCAAGUUUUUCAGGGAGAGACAAGAAGCUUUACAGCAUUCCCUGCCUUUAGGAUCCUAUCUCUUAAAACCUGUUCAGAGAAUACUCAAAUAUCACCUACUUUUGCACGAGAUAGAAAACCACCUUGACAAGGACACUGAAGGCUAUGAUGUGGUUUUAGAUGCCAUAGAUACAAUGCAGAGAGUGGCAUGGCAUAUUAAUGACAUGAAGAGGAAACAUGAACAUGCUAUCAGGCUGCAGGAGAUUCAAAGCUUACUCACUAACUGGAAAGGACCAGACCUUGCUAGUUAUGGGGAACUGGUUUUAGAAGGAACAUUCCGUAUCCAGAGAGCCAAAAAUGAGCGUACUUUGUUCCUCUUUGACAAACUACUGCUCAUUACUAAGAAGAGAGAAGAGAUGUUUACCUACAAAGCUCAUAUCUUGUGUGGCAAUCUCAUGCUGGUAGAAGUAAUACCAAAGGAACCUCUUAGCUUUAGUGUCUUCCACUACAAAAAUCCCAAGAUGCAGCAUACUGUUCAGGCUAAAUCACAACAAGAUAAGCGUCUUUGGAUUCUUCACUUGAAGCGAUUAAUUCUAGAAAACCACCCAGCCAAAAUCCCAGCUAAGGCCAAGCAAGCAAUUCUUGAAAUGGAUGCUAUCUAUCACCCAGGAUUUCAUUAUAGCCCAGAAGGAGAAAUAAAACCAUCAAGUAAUUCAAAAGAAGGGAUCACCCCGCAGAGGAUGAGAAGGAAAUCAGAACCUUCAUCCAGAGCCCAUAAAAUUAUAAAACCAAGUGAAAUGGAUCCAGAUGUGCAAAAGCGGAUCAGUAUUGAAGGAGCCCUGUUAUCUCAGGCUGAAGCUCUCCUCAGUCCCAGGAAAAAACUCUCAUUGAAUCGAAAAGAGUUAGAUUCCAAUGAAGUGGUCUAUAGUGAUCGAGAGGAUAAUGCCCUCCCAGGUGGUACAGAUCAGACUGAUGCCGAUGAUGAGGAAGAGACUGAACAGAGCACACAACAAAAUUCACAGCAAAAAACAAAAGGAGGCCGCAAAAGACUAAAUAGUCAAGUUACUGAAAACUUUGAGAAACGAAGAAGUGUUAAUCUCAGCAAAUAUGAAAUUCAGAACUCCAAAGAGCUUGCAGAUGAAGCAGCUUCCCAAGUGAAUACAAAGCUUUCAUUUUCCUGUAGUGGAGGUGGUCAGCCAUCUCGACAGUUCACAAUGCAAAACGGCUCAUUUAUGGUGAAUAUAUUGGGAAGAACAGCUGCAGUAAGAAACAUCUGGACAGACCAUCAGAUUCGACAAGCCUUGUUCCCAAGCAGUCGCCCUCUGCAAGAGAACAUAGAGGAUGAAGAUGAUUAUCAGAUGUUUGUGCCAUCAGAGUCUACAUCUAAUUUAGCUUCCAUUGCAUGUGAAGAGAGGGUCCUAUCAGGCCGUCCUUGCAGCUGGCAUGUAGGACAUCAAAGUGACAUUUCCAGCUCUAAUUCUCAUAGAAUUGUGAGGAGAGCCAGCAGUGCUGGUGAAAGUAAAACUUCUCCGUCUGGUUCAAGAUUCAGAAAAAAUGACCUUGGUCAAAAUGCUUCUUGGAAUGAAAUGAAAAAUUCUCGCAGCAACAUGGACAAUCUGCAGGUGUAUCCAGAAUCUUCAGAAGAACUGACUAUCGAUGACAUAGAUCAUGUCUAUGACAAUAUAAGUUUUGAAGAUUUGAAACAAAUGGGUCUGGCUCGGAGGGAAGAGUCCGACUAUGUGCCCCGGGGGUCAGCUAGAGACUCACUCUAUGAGACUCAAGACCAAGAAGUUACUUUCAAGAAAAGACAAGGAUCUCAUUGCAGGACUUUCAUUCCAAACAGGAAUGAAACUAUUCCCAGUAGAGGCACUCCACCUGCAAGCUCUCACGAUCUAAGGAUCAGUGAGGAAAACAUCUAUGAUACCAUAGUCCUCCCAAAGCUGAAUUUCAAGUGUGAUAGCCUUAAGGGUUCCAAAAAGAGAAGUUUUCUGGGUCUGGAAACAGAUUUUGCAUGUUGUGAUCAUCUCCGAAAAUUUGUUUCUGAAGAAAGCCUCCAAUUCAGUGAAGAUGAAAAUCCAUAUCAUUAUGUUCCAUUAGACCAUGACUAUUUGAGCUUAGUGGAUAGCUCCUCAAACUCUGACUCACACUCUCACAAGUCUGCUGCAGAUAAAUUAUCAGAGGAAGUAGAUGAAAUCUGGAAUGACUUAGAGAAUUAUAUCAAGAAGAAUGAAGAAAAGACACGCGAUCAUGUCCUUGCAGCUUUUCCUGUCUGCAAAGAUGACAUAGACAAUAACACAUCUACUGGAACUACUUUUGAAUUAAAUAAAGAUGUAGAGUAUUCACUGCCCACUCUCGCACUGCCAGAAACGCCUGUAUUCCCCAAAACUUUGCUCAACAAGGUAGCCAGGUUAAGUGAAUCCAACCUUAGGUUUGAAGAAGCAGCCUCAUGUAAAGCAAAUUCACUGGUAAGUCUAAACAGAACUUCACUCUCCAAUGAGAUGGCUUUCGUAGAUAGCCUUUAUGAAUCUGCCAAUAAUAUUCUGUGCAGUGCAAAUGCAGAGAAUGCUGAAAGUGAAUUGGAUGCUGUGGAUAAAACAAAGAAUCGGGUCUUCAUGAUGGCAAGACAGUACAGCCAAAAAAUUAAGAAGGCAAAUCAGCUUUUGAAAGUAAAAAGCCCAGAGCAAGAGCAACAUCUUAGCCAGCAACAGAAAUCAAGGCACAAGGAUUUAGCAGCCAUUCUGGAAGAGAAGAAACAAGGGGGCCCUGCCAUUGGUGCCAGAAUUGCUGAAUAUUCACAGCUCUAUGAUCAGAUUGUUUUUCGGGAAACCUCACCCAAAUCACAAAAGGUCAGUUCUCAGGAACCAUCUAACGUAAGGUAUUCCUCACCAGUGUCGACAUCUCAGUUAGCUGCCGAAUGCUUAAGAGCUGAAGACUGGUUUUUGCACUCAACAUACAGUAAUGGAGAACUCUCAGACUUCUCUCCUUGGCCAGAUAUCCCACACUUGAAGUCCAAAACUUCUUCAGAGAUGGGUGCAAAGCAGAGCAUGAGACAGUUGCCAGCGGCCUGCUCAGUGCCUUCCCUUCAGACUCCUCUUCACCCACAUGUUCCUGCACAAAGGUGGAGUGCUAUUAUAAGUCAGCCUAACAAAGAGAACUUGCAGCACAGCCACAUUUACAACUCUUUAGGGAGAAGAGAAAGCAGUGCAAAGCCACAAAUAUACAACAGGUCACAGUCAUCUUCCUCAGUUGUGGUCAGCAAGUCUGGGGGAGCAAUGAAUUAUCCACCUGAAAUGCAUAAGAAGCAGUUGCAUUCCAACAGAAACUUUCUCUCUGACCACUGUCAAGAAUCGGUGCCAGGCACACCUCCAGGCCUUGCAACAUGUGAUGGGACAACGCAGGUCCCAGAGAAUUUAUCAGAAAUGAUUCUGCAAGACUCACAAAAAGUUUUAAGAGUUAACAGAAACUUGCCCUCAAAUGCACAAAUAGCUACCCAGAACUAUUUUUCUAAUUUCAAAGACACUGAUGACGGAGAAGGGGACGAGGAUGACUAUGUUGAAAUCAAAUCUGAAGAUGAAGAAUCCGAUUUAGAGACUUUCUAUAACCAAACAAAGCUCAUGGAUUCAAAAAUAAAUGCACAUUCUACUCCUCCAGAAACUCACAGUGGCAAAAAUAUGACCCUGGCUCCUGCUAAACCAUCAGACUCUUUCCUGAGCACAUGUAGUGAUUCAGAUAAAUUGAAUGACUACUUAUGGAGAGUGCCAUCUCCUAAUCAGCAGAAUAUUGUCCAAUCCUUAAGGGAAAAAUUUCAGUGUCUUAGUUCAAGUAGUUUUGCUUGAUAUUUUCUAAAAAAUAUAUAAUGUUCUACCUUAAUAGUGAAAAAGGUUAUACUAGGACAGCCAGUACUCAUAAUGCAUAUUGUAGAGUGUGUGUGUUUAACUACCAUCUUCUGAGAAAAAGUAACCAGGUUUUUCACUGUUGAGUAAAUAUGUGGUUUUAUAUUGCAGGUAGAUUUCUGGCUUUCCUCCCAUCCAUUUCCUCCUCACCCCACCCCUGCUAAAAUCUUGGCGAUUAUUGUGUAUGAGAGCCAGUAACAUAGGCCAGAAUUCUGAAUUUUGUGGAAAUGUC
This is a messenger RNA of Elgaria multicarinata webbii, 5025 nucleotides long. RefSeq names its product pleckstrin homology and RhoGEF domain containing G1 (gene PLEKHG1). The transcript is spliced from 19 exons. The record is from RefSeq and is a predicted model, not a curated record. NCBI's taxonomy places the organism in Eukaryota, Metazoa, Chordata, Lepidosauria, Squamata, Anguidae. Bases 72 to 4736 code for a protein of 1554 amino acids. Gene Ontology annotation, molecular function: small GTPase binding; guanyl-nucleotide exchange factor activity.